Molecule: messenger RNA, 2555 nt
Organism: Psylliodes chrysocephalus
Lineage: Eukaryota; Metazoa; Arthropoda; Insecta; Coleoptera; Chrysomelidae
Source: the annotation of a GenBank genome assembly
GAAGAAUCUAAAAACCUAACCUUCCUUCAAUUUGAUGGAAAUAAAUAGAUCAAAUUUAAAAAUGAAAAUUGUAAAAAAUGGCUGUAAAUGCUGUAAUGUACUUCCUUAUUAUACUUAGCGUUAUAUUAUUCUUCCAGGGAUUUUUUCCAGUAUCUCAUCCCAAUUUAAAUAUCGAUAAUGAGCCUCCUAGUGAAAUACAGAACAUACAUUUGAAUAAAAAUGAUCUUUAUGGAUCCAAUAUCACUAAAACUGUUCUUAUAGUGGUUGAUGCUCUGCGCUUGGAUUUUGCUACACCUAAUUACAUGCCUUUAACAUCACAGUUAGCCCUUGAAAGUGGUUGUUUCAAUAAAAUUAAAGUAGAAACCCCCACAGUGACUUUACCACGAAUUAAAGCUCUAACAGCUGGUAAUAUACCCCAAUUCAUAGACUUGGUUUUAAAUUUAGCAAGUACAGAAAUCCUGAGUGACAGUAUUAUUCACUCAGCUGUUAGAGAUAAAAAGAAAGUCAUUUUUUAUGGUGAUGAAACAUGGCUUAAACUGUUUCCAAAUAAAUUCUUGAGAUUUGAGGGGACUAAUUCAUUUUUUGUAAGAGAUUUUGAAGUUGAUAAAAAUGUUACAAGAAAUGUUCAUGUAGAACUGAACAACGAUGAUUGGGAUAUAAUGAUUCUUCACUAUUUAGAUUUAGAUCACAUUGGACAUGUUUAUGGACCUUUUUCGUCACUAAUACCUAGGAAAUUGGAUGAAAUUGAUAAAAGAAUCUAUAAUUCUUAUAAAACCAUUUCUUUAAAAUAUCAAAAUGCUCUUUUCCUUGUUACUGGAGAUCAUGGAAUGAAAGAUAGUGGUGGACAUGGAGGUUCAACAUAUUCAGAGACAAAUGUGCCUCUUUUAAUACUUGGGUUGAAAUGUAAAAACAAUUCUUUUCCUCAAACUGAUAUACCAGUAAAUUUAGCAGUAUUAUUAGGAUUGAGAAUACCAUCAAUUUCAAUUGGAAGAGUACAAAAAAGUAUGAUACCAUAUUCUUUAGAAAAGUAUCUGUAUAUCCUGUAUUAUAAUUCAUUUCUAUUAAGUCAAAGACAUUCUUGUAACAAUUCAUUAAUGGAAGCAAAUGGUUAUUAUAUCGACUAUCUAAGAAAUUCAAAUGAAAGUAGUGCUUAUAAAGCUGUAGAAUUGUAUGAAAACUGUUUAAAAGAAAUGACAAAUAUUUUAUCUAAAAGCUCAAUUAAACAAAAUUUUCAUUAUUUAUUGAUAUCCUCAAUGGUAAUGUUAAAUUGCUUGAUUACAUUGUGUUUAGAACUAAAGUCAAAUGAAAGUAAAGCUGUGAUUUUUAAGUAUGUGAUGGUGCUUUUUGUUGCUGUUCAGUAUAUGGUAGAUCAAGUAUUAAUUUCUUUUCUAACAACUAUUGUAUUACUGCCAGUCCUUUUAAAGAAUAUUUAUGCAUUAAUUAAGUCACUGAAUUUGUCAAUAUUUUCAAAUAUUUUGAAUUAUUUUGUAUUUGGUUGUGUAGUACACCCAUUGACUUUUUUAUCUUCGAGUUAUGUGGAAGAAGAGCAUCUGUUUUGGUAUUUUUUAAACAUAUCAAUCCUAUUUUUCCUACUUUCAAAAACCAAAAAAGCUGUAGAAAUGUUUUUCUACAUUAUGUUUUUGGUAAGCUUCAGAUUUAUUCGAAUAAUGAAUUCAACAGGUGAUAAAUGGGCAAAUUAUCCAGAUUUAUCUGAUUGGUUUUUACAAAAUGAAAAUAUUGUUUAUUAUCAACUUUUCUUUAUUUCAAGCUUAAUCCUAGUCUUUCUAACACAUUGUUAUUUAACAAGAUUUAAAAAUCCAUUUCAAAUCUUUUUAUACUUUUUCAUUUUGAUUUUAAUUUUUGUAUUUAAACAGAACGAGACCAGUACAUUGUUGGCAAAGUUCAUCUGGUUACUUAUUUUUGUAAAUUUUAUUUCGGCAAAAUUUUCAAAUAUAUCUACAUGGAUACUAGUUCUUUCCUUGCUUCUAAAACCAUUUAAUUUAAUUUUAAUUCCUUAUUGUAUAUUCUCAAGUUUGCAUUUUUCCAAAUAUUUCAAAAAGACUGAACUUUUAGUUUUAUAUCACACAUUUUUGAGUAAUAUGUUAUUUUUUGCACAGGGUCACAGUAAUAGUUUGGCAAGUGUUGAUAUAUCUGUGGGAUACAUAGGUUUAACUUCUUAUCAACCAGUACUUGUUAUUGGACAAGUGUUGUGUCAUACACAAGCAUUCCCAGUACUCUGCCAUUUAUUAAUAUUUCAUCAUGGAAUUACCGAUGGAGUGAAAGUAUGGAAAAUAUUGUUUUCCAAUAGAUUGUAUAUUUUUAUAAUUAUUUCCAUUAUAACUUUCUUGUUUAGACACCAUUUAUUUAUUUGGUCAGUUUUUGCACCAAAAUUAUUUAUCGAGUUUGUACAAAUGUUAUUUUUAUAUUUAGAAUAUUGUUUAUAUCAAAUUCAAAAACUUGUACAGAUUUUAUCAAAAGACCUACAAAAAUAUGUCAUACAUAAAAUAUUAUUUAAUAAAGAUUUAGGGAUUCAAUGUUUGGUAUCAAAAAUAAAC